UGAAAGAAAACCUGCUUGUGAUCCAAAGAUGCCUAAAUUCAUUGUUAACACAAAUAUAAGCAAGGAUAAGAUUCCAGAAUCUUUUACAGGGGAGCUGACCCAACAGUUAUCAAAAGCAUUGGACAAACCAGCACAGUAUCUAGCAAUACAGAUCUCUCCUGAUCAGAUGAUGUCCUUCGGUGGCUCCACAGACCCUUGUGCUAUAUGCUUUCUCUACAGCAUUGGCAAGAUAGGGGAGCAGGAGAACAAGGUCUACUCCAAAUUGCUUUGUGAUCUGCUGAACAAAGAGCUGAAAAUACCAUCUGAGAGAAUCUACGUCAGCUUCUUCAACAUCAGCCCUGGCAACGUAGGCUGGAACAACAACACCUUUGCUUGAGGUGCC
Molecule: messenger RNA, 382 nt
Organism: Pipra filicauda (Wire-tailed manakin)
Lineage: Eukaryota; Metazoa; Chordata; Aves; Passeriformes; Pipridae
Product: macrophage migration inhibitory factor-like
Exons: 3
Coding region: 29-376 (115 amino acids)
Molecular function (GO): phenylpyruvate tautomerase activity; cytokine activity
Source: RefSeq, a predicted model, not a curated record